Molecule: messenger RNA, 5937 nt
Organism: Effrenium voratum
Lineage: Eukaryota; Dinophyceae; Suessiales; Symbiodiniaceae
Source: the annotation of a GenBank genome assembly
AUGCAGAGGGGUGACGGCGCAGGUUACCCUGGAGGCUAUGGGACAAAUGGACAGACAGUCUACGUCCAGGACUUCUGGGAGGACCAGCUGCAGCUGUCGAGCGGCAACUUGCCGUGGCACAUUUUGGGCCUCGCGCAACCCCCCACUCUUCGCAAGAAGGAGAAGGAGGCGCUGCUGCAGUGGCGCCUGCACGUGGUGUCCGCCAAGAGUCAGGUCACCGACUGGGCGGUGGGCGAUCGCAACACCUGGCAGCGGGACUUGGGGUUCCCGGAGACGGUGCCGGUGCGGACCGGCGUGGCGGCCUUGCAGGUGACACUGCCCCGAGGCGCACAGCUGCCGGCGACCUUUGUCGCGGGCAAGGCCUCGAUGCUCCACUUCUGCUGGCCUUUCUCCGUGUGCACCGCACAUAGGACCUCGGAUUCGGACUCUCUAUGUCGCACUCUUUGCCCAGAAGCCUUCCAUGCAGUUAAACAGAUGCGUGGUGGCAUGAUAUCGGUGGAGGCGGCCGAAGACUAUGCGGAAGCCUGGAAAGGCCCAGUAGAGCUGGAGGCAGUGGCCUCCGCGGUGGAUGAGCCAGGCUUGGGCCGCUUCCUGGCAGAUAUCUACGUGGACUGGAGCCAAUCUGAGAGCAACGAGCUCUUGGGCCACUUCGAAGUCAGAGCGCAGCUGCUCUUCUGCCACAAGAUCAAGUUCCGCUCGGCGAUGGCUUUGGGAGAAUGGGCCUCCAGCUGGCUCUGCGUGCGGCGACAUCUGAGAACAUCUUCAGGCAAGCAGUGGGUAGGUCACGGCGGUGUGAUCAAGGCAUGCUUUCCGGACGACGACAAGGAUCUCCUCUUUGCGGAGGAGGACGAGGCGUGGCUGGACAUGGGUACGCGCAACGUGCGGGUGACCUUCCGCGUCAUUUGCGGGAGUGGGCAUCCACCGGAGCCGGGCUUCUACAUGCUAGAGCUGAUCCCAAAGGCGUUGUCCGAGAGCUGCAUGGCCAGCGCGCUCGGGGAGCUGCGGGAGUGUCGGCUGGUGCAAGCGUUAGUCCUGCAAGGGCGGCAGCCGGCACAGCUGCCGGAGCCGACGGUGGAUUUGUCAGCCUGGGGCCUCAACGCCUCGCAGCAAAGCGCCGUGAGUUUCGCGCUGCGCCAGCCGUUGGCGCAGGUGCAGGGGCCGCCGGGCACGGGGAAGACCAUGACCACAGCGGUCCUGGCCACAUGCUUUGCGCGCCAGAACAUGAUCUCAGGACAAAACCGCGCCGUGCUGCUGUGCACGCCCACCAACCGCGCAGCAGACUGUGCCGCAGCCUUCGUGGCGCGCAUCUGCCAGAGGCAGGCCCAGCGUCGUUUGGAGCAGCGAAGCGCGGAAGGCGACCUUUGCGCGGUGUGUCAGGGCGCAAAGCCGGAUACCAUCACGCUGUGCAGCCACGCCUUUCACAAGAGCUGCCUGGCGCAGGCAUUGGAGGUGGGCAGCCGCUGCCCCAUUUGUCGGCAGCAGGUGAAGCACAUAGACACAGGUCUGCGCAUCCUCAGGAUCUAUGGCUCUGACAUUGAGAAGCAGGAGUUCCCGGUGCCGAGACGCAACGAGCACAGCUCUGAGCCCCGGAAGCCAACAGAAGUGCCCGAGGAGAUGCGGCGCUUCUCUCUGCACUGGCGAUGUCACGCAGCGGUGGAGGGCGAGCGUGCCUCACCGGCUGCGUGGAAGACCAAGAAAGCCUACCGCGACAUGAUCCAGUACGGCACCAAAGGCAGCCGCGCUGACCAGCUGCGGAGCAUUUACCAGCAGGCACUGGCCGAAGCCAGAGCUGCGGAACUGAAAGAGGCAGACAUCGUCUUCACCACCUGCGUGUCCAGUCGGCGAAUGGCCAUAGCUCAGGCUUUGAGCGAGGAGGGUUCUCCAAUCUUUUGGCAGGUCAUCAUCGAUGAGGCAGGCCAAGCCACAGAGCCGGAGGCCUUGUGCCCACUGACCUUUGCCCGCGGGGCGCAGCAGAUCUGUCUUUUCGGUGACCACCAGCAGUUGCGGCCCAUUCUGAAGAACCAGCUGGCAGAGUCCAGCGGCAUGGCCAUCAGCCUCUUCGAGCGCCUGGCGAUGCAGAGGGACCCCCAGUUCUUGGCGAUCCAGUACCGGAUGAACCCUGGCAUCAGCGCCUACCCCUCGCGGCAGUUCUAUGGAGGCCGCUUACUUGACGAUGACUCCGUGCUACAGAGUCCGACCCUGCUGGAGCAUCCUAGCCAGGGCCGGCCCAUGGCGCUCAUGGUCUGGGACACUGGUACUGCAGGCGAGCAGGUCAGCAACACCCGCACAGCAGACAGCGGCACAGGGAGUCGAAUGAACGACAUAGAGGCCAGCUGCGCGGCACGGGUGGCGGAGCGCUUGGCGAAGCUGGCGGGCCCCAAAAGCGUGGGGGUGCUGUGCUGGUACCGCGCGCAAGUGGUCCGAGUGAGCGAAUUGCUGCGACAGAGCGGCGAGGACGUGCACGUCGGCAGUGUGGCUACCGCACAGGGGAGCGAGUGGGACUACGUGCUGCUGAGUACCGUGAGGAGAGGUGGCGCGGGCAUGAAGGGCCGGCUAGGCAUCGUGGCGGAUCCCCACAUCCUGGAUGUGGCGCUCACUCGGGCGCGGCGCGGCCUCAUAGUUCUGGGCCACGAAGCGACGCUGUCGACGGACUCGAAUUGGAAGGCCUUCUUUCAGCACUGCCGUGAGACAGACGCGAUCAUUGACGGAGAGCCUGCGAUCACCGCGAAGGAGGAGGUCCUGCAGGAAGCCUGGGCCCGUGCGCUGGUCCCAGGCCUAAAGGUGGAGAUCCAGGGCUUGCAAGGCGCCCCGGAGCUCAAUGGGAAGACUGGAACCCUGUGCGAGCUCAAUGACAAGGGCCGCUGGGAGGUGGAAGUGAAGCGUGGCGACGAGACCCGGCGCCUCGCCCUGAAGCCCAGCAACCUGGGCUUCGUGAAGGCGGCAUUUGGUUCAAAAGCGUCCUUCGGGGGUUUGACGGCGCUGGUGGCUUCGGAGCGGCCGAAGGACGGCGUGGAGUUUAGCCAAACGCUGUUGCUGCACGCCAACGAGCUGGAGGGCUCUUUGUGCCAGGGAGCAGAGGUCAGGGUGUCGGACAAGUCCUCUCCUUGCCACGGCCUGCAUGGCACCGUGCAAAGAGGCCCUGACUCCUCUGGCUGCUGGUCCGUGGAGUUUUCCAAGUGCUUCCUCAUGCAGCAAGGACCAGUGCAGGUGAGGCCCGGCAAGAAGGGCUUGGAGGUGGACGCAGGGUCGGUGGUUCACAGUCUCAAGCCUGGCCUCGUGGUGAUGCUGCAUGGCCUGAAGAACCGUGCGGACCUGAACGCGGAAUGGGCCCGGGUCGUGGGCGAGGCGGAGGAUGGAAGGCUGGAGGAUGCUUUGGAGUGCCUGGUGAAGCAGGCGGGCCACCUGAGUGGCUUUAGGCAGGGCUCCAGAAGAUGUUUCUCCAUUUGGCUGACACUGGGCACUUCCCCUGAUGGGCUGACAUUGAACUUGCCGCAGAAGGUGCGGGUUCUCAAGGAGAUCACGAGGCGCGAUCUCGCCCUGGCCAGCGUCCUAGCCGGCAAGGCUGCAGGCACCUUGAGGGACUUCCUCCUGAAGUUGGAGGUGGAGCCAAAGGCGAUCGAGGUGUGCAAAAGGGUGCUCGAGCCCGAUGGCACUAUUCAUACUGACAAGCUGUUUGGUUGGCUGUAUGAGGGUGCUGAGACACGACCUACAGAUGACCCGAUCUACGACGCACGACUUGGCGCCGCAUGCAUGGAAACGGUGGAGCGCAUGCCGAUCUAUGAGGCAGCUGAAGUUUGCAUGGCGAGGAAGGUUGAGACCAAGCCUGUUGAGGUGGCUGCAAUGAGCAUGUCAAAGACUGACGAUGUACCCGUGGAGGAGGCAUUCCGCCGCCACUAUUCUGUGCCAGCAGACCGGUGGGUUGUGACCCGGAACGACUUUGUUGGCUUCCUCGAAGAGGUCGCCUCAAAGCAUCGAGCCGGAAGGAUCGAGAAUCGCCCGGACCGCAGUGGUAAGCCCAACCCUUUCCACGAUGAUGAGUACAUUGGACCGAACAUGCACGCGGUGAACAAUGCAGUGAUACGUCCCAGGACUGAAAGCGCGGGCGGCAUGUCAUGGGCACUGAUGCUCCACCCCGAUGGCCUUUACGGGGAGUUCUUCUUCGUCACGCACAGCUGGAAGGAGGGCGUCUAUGAAUUCGGUCGCAAGGUGCUGAACUAUUGGCAGCACGAGCCGCGUCGCAGCAUGUGGUGCUGCUUCCUGGCGAACCCUCAAACCUGGCAGCGCGAGCAAUUGAACGAGCUCCUUGGCCAGCGCUUCGAUUUGGCCGACUCCCCUUUCAUGCAGGCUUUGUCUGCGCGCUCGAUGCGGGCCUUCGUCGUGGUUCCCAACGUUACCGAGAGCCUUUACUGCCGCUUGUGGUGCAUCGCGGAGCUAUGGAAGGCCAUGGAAGUGCAGAAGCUUCGGGGGGAUUCCAUGAUCUGCGUGGCCAAGGACACGCUGAAGACCGGGCACAAGGCGACACAGGGGGCCCCCAUUGCCGCGAUGAUCCACGGGGCCACCUGCUCUGACGCCAACGACGAGACGCGAAUUCGCGCCUACAUCGCAGGCAACGAGAAGCACAUCCAGGAGAUGAUCGAAGAGUUGGCGUCCUCCAAGGCCAAGGACAAGCACGCCAGGAAAAAGAAGGGGCGCCAGGAGCGCGAGACCGAGCGCGGCGCCGAGCGCGUGACGCGCGGCUCCGCUUCCCGCGGCUCCGCUUCGCGCGGCCCUGGGCCGCCUCCAGGGCGGCAGGUGGAGCAGCGCCGGAAGCUGGACGGGCAAGACACCGGCCGGACACCCCCUCGACGUGGAGCGGCUCCGCCUCCAGCACCUGCAGGAGGACCGUCGGGUCCGUGGGCGGAUGCAGAGGUGGAGCAGAAGGAGGCGCAGGAUAUGCAUCACCUGGAAGAGCGGAUCCGCGAAGUCCGAGAGCAGAUGGAUCGCGACAGACAGGUGGAGAUGGAGGUGGAGCAUGCGCUGCUGCACAAGGUCGAGGAAUUGGAAAAGGCGCUGAUGGUCCGACGCCGCAGCAUUGUGGAACGAACGGAGAAAGAGCAGCAACGUGAAGAGGCGCUAUCCAAGUACAUCAGCUCCCUGCAGGCCCUCGACCUCGGUGAGCUGCAGCACGAGAUUUUGCAGCGCAAGGACUCGGUGAUUGCGAAGGAAGAGCAGCUGAGCUUGAGGCUGGUGACGUUGGCAGAAGACGAGGAGGAGGAAUGCAAACAGAUUCAAGAGAGCCUCGGGAAGCAGCAGCUCCUGAGGCGCCAGCUGGACGCGCUGCGGGGCAGCGAGGGUGCGGACAGCCUGCGGCGGCACCUGAGCGCCUUGAAGGAGGCAGAGAUGAAGGACUUCUACCUCGAGGUGGCCAGGCACCGCCAGGAGGACGAGGCCAAAGAGCUGCAGCUGCGACGUCAGCUGGGGGAUCUGCACCGAGAGCUGCAGCGGCUCAUGGAUGAGUCUGACGAGAAGCUGCACAGGUCCAAGAUGCAAGAGGAGCAGAUCCUGCAAGAGAUGCACUACCUUCAGAGUUCAGUGAGGAGCAGUGAACGCCUUGUUCAAGGCGGAGGAUCCCCACAAGCAUUGCGGCGAGACAAACAGCAGCAUGAAGAGGAAGAAGCGAGGCGCUCUUCGCGAGGCAGUUCGCCCAUUUCGCCCAUUUCGCGCAUUUCGCGCUUCGACUCGGGAAACUGGAAGGAGGGGCGAUCCUCGCAAGGUCAGCGCUCCGCUUCGCCAGUCGAGGAGCGGCGAUACCUGGAGUUAGGCGCUCGCGGCUCCCCUUCGCCACGCAUCGAGGAAGACAGGUUCGUAGCUUCCCUGGCAGGCGAUUCGAGGGAGAAUUCGUGUGAGGACGGUGAGAUUGAGGAUAUGGAGGAUAUGGAGGACCUCUUGUUCAUUUGA